Messenger RNA from Pneumocystis jirovecii RU7, 738 nucleotides. RefSeq names its product FMN adenylyltransferase. The record is from RefSeq and is a predicted model, not a curated record. Bases 1 to 738 code for a protein of 245 amino acids. Gene Ontology annotation, biological process: FAD biosynthetic process. NCBI's taxonomy places the organism in Eukaryota, Fungi, Ascomycota, Pneumocystomycetes, Pneumocystales, Pneumocystaceae. The transcript is spliced from 4 exons. Gene Ontology annotation, molecular function: FMN adenylyltransferase activity.
AUGGAUCAUUUAAAUCAAGCGAUUGUGUGCAAUGAUACACAAGAAAAAAGCCUAAUACACAAUGUAAAUAAGUUUAUUUCUGUUUCUGACCUUGAAAUUCAAAAAAACAUACAAACAUCUAUUGAUAUUUUAUUUCAAGCGCUGGAAAAAUAUAGUUUUGAUGGAAUAUCUGUAUCUUUUAAUGGAGGAAAAGAUGCUCUUGUUACAUUGAUCUUAUAUCUUUACGCAGUUUAUAGAUAUUCUGCUCAAAAAAAAAUAGUUUUGAAAAAAAUACCAGCAAUUUAUAUUCGUGACCCAUAUUCUUUCCCUGAAAUAGAGUAUUUUGUAAAGAAAUGUUCUGAUGAUUAUAUUCUGGAUCUUGUUUGUAAGCCACCACCUAUGAAAGAUGCGUUAAAAGAUUAUUUAAAAGAUCAUUUGAAAAUUAAAGCUAUUCUGGUUGGUGCAAGACGCAAUGAUCCCGGAUGUGAUAUGUUGGAUUAUUUUAAUCCUGCAGACCCAGGAUGGCCUUCCUGUAUAAGAAUUCAUCCAAUUAUUAACUGGCGUUAUUCUGUAAUAUGGAAGUUUUUAAGAGACCUUAAUAUAAAAUACUGUGUAUUAUAUGAUAGAGGAUAUACGUCUAUUGGUAAUAUUCAUGAUACUUUUCGUAAUCCUGAACUUUAUAUAAACCAAAACAAAUUUAGACCAGCAUAUGAAUUGAAGGAUGAUAAAAAAGAACGUUUGGGUCGAAAAAAGAUGUAA